AUGGCAGACCUCAAGAUGACCGAGAUGUCCUACUUCUCGCCCAUGGGCUACCAGAGAAACACCUGCGGAUACUGCAAAAAGGCAGAGGGCAGCGCAAGCUACUAUGCUUCCUCCACCUCUGUCCGCGCGGAAGAGUACGAGACGCUCAUGGACCGCGGAUGGCGCAGGUCGGGCUCGCUCUACUACAAGCCUAACCUCGCCCGCUCCUGCUGUCCUCACUACACCAUCAGACUUGAUCCGGGUGAAUAUAGACCCCGCAGGGACCAGAGAAAGGCGCUGAACAGGUGGACCGCGUUCGUGCUGGGGCCAGAGUAUACCCAUGCAGCAGCACGUCUGUGUCCCCGAUCAAGACAGGAGAAGAAAAGACAUGACCAGACGUUUGAUUUGAGUCAACGGGUGCAUGAGAUGGAGUACCCUUCUCUGCCUAGGCCUGUCAACCCGCUCACCAAGAGGACUAUUGAACCCGCACAUAAGUUUGAAGUCAACAUCGAAGCAGACUCGUUCUCGGUAGCAAAGUUUGAGUUGUUUCUGAGGUAUCAGACUACCAUACACAAAGAGCACGAGUCACGCUGGAAACGCUCUGAUUUCGAGCGGUUUUUGUGCGCUGGCAUCAAGAGGAAGACAGUCAAGCAUGCUGUCAAACAGGAAGAUGGAAGUACCGCUACCAUAGAGCAGAAGGUGGGCUCGUACCACCAGUGCUACCGUCUUGAUGGGAAGCUGGUUGCUGUGGCUGUGCUGGACUUGCUGCCUCGCUCCGUUAGUUCAGUGUAUAUUUUUUACGAUCCCGAGUACGAAAAGUUCGAGUUUGGCAAGCUAAGUGCCAUGAGAGAGAUUGCCUUGACCCAAGAGAUGCAUCUCCAACACUACUACAUGGGAUAUUAUAUCCACUCAUGUCCUAAGAUGCGGUACAAGGGUACUUUCAGACCACAGUACAUACAGGACCCAGAAACGUAUGAGUGGCACUCUCUGGACGAAGUGUUUGCUCCCAAACUAGAAACACAACGCUACUUCUCGACUUCAGGCCAACAAAUACCCGAUGACUACGAAGAUAUACCGGAUGAAGACGCCCUCUCGUUAUUUGACCUGCACAUGCCGGGCGUCUUGACUGUAGAGCAGCUUAAGUCUACCAUCGACCUCGACCACUGGCAUCUCCUCAUUCGCAACAUGCUCGUAGAAAUGAUAGACUUGGUUGGAUGGGAGGACUCGAGUGUCACUAAUCCACAGUCUAUCAAGGGUAUCGUUGCCGAACUUGCCGCUUCCUUGGGUCCAGAGGUAGUCAAGAACUCUGCCGUCGUCAUGUUCCAGAGCUAA
Messenger RNA from Nannizzia gypsea CBS 118893, 1311 nucleotides. Its product is annotated as arginyl-tRNA-protein transferase 1. Gene Ontology annotation, molecular function: arginyl-tRNA--protein transferase activity. The record is from RefSeq and is a predicted model, not a curated record. Gene Ontology annotation, biological process: protein arginylation. The transcript has 9 exons. Bases 1 to 1311 code for a protein of 436 amino acids. Gene Ontology annotation, cellular component: cytoplasm. Lineage: Eukaryota; Fungi; Ascomycota; Eurotiomycetes; Onygenales; Arthrodermataceae.